CGAACGUCGUAAUAUGAAGUAGGCCUCCUGUUUUUCUCCCCAGCCCGCGCGGAGUCCUCCCGGCCCCCACCGCCCCGUCCACAGCGUUCAAAGUAAAGCACAACACGGAGGCUGGCGCAGAUUAUUCGUGAAGGUGAAGUUUGGCUCACACAUGAGGAUAGAUUUGUUUCUGGAAAUUGGGUCCAAAAUCUCGUUUUGCCUUCAAGGAGACAUUCCACAAAGUUUGGCUGACCACCAUGUUUUGCCUGUGGUCUGGUGCUCUCCCAUAACCCCAAUGACCUUCACAUCCAUUUUGACCACAGAGUCACCUUUGACCCUGAACCCUUUCCACAACCCCUGAGAAAAAAGACCGCGUGCACAAGCUGCAGUUAGGUGGUCUUCCAAAUGUCUACCUCACGCCUAAAGAGAAAGUCACCACAACCACAGCCCUGAUCAGUAGCCACAAUGACAUCAAGCAUAGGGGAUGACUGCAGCAUCUUUGAUGGGUUGAUGGAAGAAGAUGAAAAGGACAAAGCCAAACGUGUUUCCCGUAACAAGUCUGAGAAGAAACGGAGAGACCAGUUCAAUGUCCUCAUUAAGGAGCUCGGCACCAUGUUGCCAGGAAACACCAGGAAGAUGGACAAAUCCACCAUCCUCCAAAAAAGCAUCGACUUCCUCUGUAAACACAAAGAGAUCGCAGCCCAGUCAGAGUCCAGUGAAAUCAGACAGGACUGGAAGCCUCCAUUUCUUAGCAAUGAAGAGUUCACCCAGCUCAUGCUUGAGGCUCUAGAUGGGUUCUUUAUAGCAAUAAUGACUGAUGGGAACAUUCUUUAUGUCUCUGAGAGUGUCACCUCAUUACUAGAACACCUCCCGGCGGACCUGGUGGACCAGAAUCUGUUGAACUUCCUCCCAAUUGGGGAACACUCCGAUGUGUACAAGGCUCUGUCUACACACCCCACUGACUCCGAGAGCCUGAGCUCAGACUACCUGAAGACUAAAAACCACAUGGAGUUCUGCUGUCAUAUGCUGCGAGGGGCCAUCGACCCCAAGGAGCCCCCCAUCUAUGAAUAUGUGAAAUUCAUCGGCAACUUCAAGUCGCUCAACAAUGUUCCCAAUGUUGCGAGGAAUGGUCUUGCCGGGGUAUUACAGCGGUCACUGCAACCUGCCUUUGACGACCAGGUGUGCUUUGUAGCCACUGUUCGGCUGGCCAAGCCUCAGUUUAUCAAGGAGAUGUGUACAGUGGAGGAGCCCAAUGAAGAAUUUACCUCCAGGCACAGUUUAGAAUGGAAAUUCCUCUUCUUAGACCACAGGGCCCCACCAAUUAUUGGCUACCUGCCUUUUGAGGUUCUGGGAACAUCGGGUUAUGAUUAUUACCAUGUGGACGACCUGGAGACGCUCGCCAAGUGUCAUGAACACUUGAUGCAGUACGGCAAAGGGAAGUCAUGCUACUACCGUUUCCUGACUAAAGGUCAACAGUGGAUCUGGCUUCAGACUCACUACUACAUCACCUAUCACCAGUGGAAUUCACGGCCUGAAUUUAUUGUCUGCACACACACAGUAGUCAGCUAUGCAGAGGUGAGGGCGGAGCAGCGCAGAGAGCUCGGAGUCGAAGAGUCUAAGCCGGAGGUCACUGUGGAUAAGAGUCAGGACUCUGGUUCGGAGUCGCAGUUGAACACGUCCAGCCUGAAGGAAGCGCUGGAGCGAUUCAGUCACAGCUGCACGCCCUCAACCUCCUCACGAAGCUCCCGCAAGUCCUCAUCACACGUCUCCGAUAACACAUGCACAUCAACCGCCUCUAAACUACACAUGGACACGGCUACACCACCUCGACAGUCUCUGGCCUCCACCAUGGAGAUAACAUCUCAGCGUCGCUCAUCCAUCAGCAGUCAGUCCAUGAGCUCUCAGACGACAGGCCAGAGUGUAACUCCAGGUUUGAUGGCACAACAACAACAGCAGCAGCAGCAGCAGCAGCAGCAACAACAACAACAACAACAACAACAACAACAACAACAACAGCAGCAGCAGCAGCAGCAACAUUCACAGCAGCUGCAGCCAAAUGUGCAGCCUGUGAUGGAGUUCUCGGCUCAGGUCAACGCCAUGCAACACCUAAAGGAGCAGCUGGAGCAACGGACCAGAGUGAUCCAGGCCAACAUCCAGCGGCAGCAGGAGGAGCUGAGGCAGAUCCAGGAGCAGCUGCAGAGGGUCCAGGGACCAGGCAUACAGAUGCUGCUACAGCAGCAGGGUGGCGUGAUGAACAUGCAGCUCCCCCAGGUGGCGUCGACCCAGCAAGCAACCACAAUGUCCAGUCAGGUCCAGCAAACGGCCAUUAACCCCGCCCAUUCAGGAAGUCAGCAGCUCGCUAUGCAGCAGCAGGCUCCGCCCCCUCAACAAAACCUCCAGCAACAAGCCAACGCCCUCGCACAGCCCCAGCGUCCUCCCCAGCCCCCGCCCCAGGCUCAGCCACCGGCUCAGAGCUCCGUGUCGGCGCCGCUGUACAAUACCAUGAUGAUUUCCCAGCCUGGGCAGCCCAACGUGCUGCAGAUCAGCACCACCCUGCCGCAGAACACCACGCAGCAAGGCACAACUGUGGCUGCCUUCACGCAAGACCGACCGAUUCGGUUCCCCGCAGGGCAGCAGCUGGUGACCAAGCUGGUGACGGCUCCAAUGGCAUGUGGUGCAGUCAUGGUGCCCACCUCAAUGAUCAUGGGACAGGUGGUCACUGCGUACAAUCCCUUUGGGGGACAACAGCAGGGCGGCCAAACCCAGACUUUGACUCUCCAACCAGCUCAGCCGCCUCAGGGUCAGCCUGACAGCCAAAACCAGGCUGUUGUGGCGCACAGCAGCCAGCAGGGGCAGCAGCAGCAACAACAAUUCUUACAGGGCACCCGUCUUCUCCACGGCAACCAGUCCACCCAACUCAUCCUGCAGGCAGCUUUCGCACUCCAGCAACAGGGCGCCUUCACCCAGGCGGCGGCGGCGGCGCAGCAACAGCAGCAGCAGAGGCAACAACAGCAACAGCAACCUCACCACCAGAGGCACCAGCAGCAGCUGAAACCCCAGCCCCAGAAACAGCAGAAAGCCCCGCCCACACACAGGACUGACAGCGCCAGCAGCCAACCACAGUAAAGCCCAGAGGACGAUGCGCUUGUGAGAUAACACGGAGAAUGUCUGUGUGUGUGUGUGUGUGUGUGUGUGUGUGCGGGAGCAGGCGCAUCUGUUUGCUCCUAUGCACAUUUGUUUCACUCGCGAGGUCGCCACCAACUUCCUUUUUUGCCUUUUCUUUUUCCCCUCCUCAUCUUGAAGAAAUGAAUCUUUUUUGUUGUUGUUGUUUGUUUUUUUUAUUUUAAAAAGGAAGGCCGGCGAGUCCCCAUGAAACUCGCCGAGCAUGUUACCACGGCAACAGGAUGGAUUCGGAUCUUGGCUCCACCUCAACAGCGUCACCGUCUCCGGAGAUCGCGUCGUCGGUUAAGCUUCGUCCAAGUGAACUGACCCUGUACAGAUUGCGUUGUAUGAUAAAACCUUGUAAAUAUCCAGUAUACUUAACGAGAACCAGAAAUGUAGUAUUUUAUAUGACUGCAUGGAAAUAACCGUGUAAGCUUUUAUUAGUCACUUUUGCAAAAAAAAAAAAAAAAGACUUUUUACUUUGUUCAGUGAUUUCUGGUUAAAGAUGAAGCAACGAUGUGCUUUGUCCCCCCCCCACCCCCCACCGCCAGCCCCCCAACAAGCCCCAAUCAUCCCCUUAUUGAAAAAUGACAACCAAAAGUCCAGAAUAAGGCUUUAAGAUUUUGUCAGUUUACUCUUUAAAAAACACACAAAAAACAAAACCCUGAAAGUUGUGUGUUUUUACACUGUCUCUGAGACACGCACCCACAAAAUCGCUAUAAAUGCAAUUUAUGUUCAACAACAUAGUGCAGUUAAACUGAAUUGUUUGCAGGAUGAUCACUGUAUGUUUUAAAGGGUUUAGUGAUUCCAAGUGCCAAGAACAGAAUUUUUUUUUGAGCGUACUAUUCAAAGGUGUGUAUAUAUAUAUAUAUAUAUAUAUAUAUUUUUUUUUUUUUUUUUUUUUUUUUCCAACAAGAUAUUACCCAUAAUUAAGCUAAUGUGUGUGUAUAUAGUAGGGAUUAUUUUUUACAAUCAAAGAGCCCUAAACAGUUUAUUCUCCACCCCCUGAAACGUGAGCACUUAAUGUGGUUGUGUACAGUAAAUCACUGUUGAGACCUAGUUAUUUGUAUUCCGUGGUGUGAUUCUGUGAGCUCGUGUGUGUGCGUGUGGUGUUUUUAAUUUUUUUUGGGAAAAUUCGACCUUUGUGUGCAUGAGCGUGUAUGUGCAUCUGUUUGUUGCCCCUUGUGUCUUAACGGUAAUCGACUUAGUAAGGGUUUGAAGUUGCUGGAAGGUACUCGUUUUCUCAGGAAUGUGGAAAGUUUUGCUUCUGCCUCAGUCUGAAAACCAGACCAGGAAGGAUUAGACGGUGAUGCUGCAAAGACCAGAGAAGUCCUAACGUUUAUAUAGUGACUGAAUCCAGUUUAACAUCACUUUAAAAUCAAAAUUGUCUACAGGAAAGUUAAAAAAAGGAAGAAAAAAAAGUUUAUUUUUCUCCUCCUUGUUUUUUAUAAAAGGGUUCUUGAGCUACACUCAAGCAGAAAUAUAGAAAAGAUUGUACUAAUUAACCUUUACUACAAUUAAAGGGGUCAUAUUAUGCAAUAUUCAUUUGAAAAUGUACAAUUUCCAGUUAAAUAUAGUUGGGGAUUGAUGCAAAACAUCCUAAAGUACCAAGUUCUGUGAUUGCGCAUGCAAAUUCUCCUCUUAUAAGCAAGAUUUAG
Molecule: messenger RNA, 4799 nt
Organism: Thalassophryne amazonica
Lineage: Eukaryota; Metazoa; Chordata; Actinopteri; Batrachoidiformes; Batrachoididae
Product: circadian locomoter output cycles protein kaput-like
Exons: 25
Coding region: 445-3105 (886 amino acids)
Biological process (GO): regulation of transcription by RNA polymerase II; circadian regulation of gene expression
Cellular component (GO): CLOCK-BMAL transcription complex; cytoplasm; nucleus
Molecular function (GO): protein dimerization activity; E-box binding; DNA-binding transcription factor activity, RNA polymerase II-specific
Source: RefSeq, a predicted model, not a curated record